Onychostruthus taczanowskii (white-rumped snowfinch) is the source of this 1090-nucleotide messenger RNA. It is a transcript of the gene NTMT1, whose product is annotated as N-terminal Xaa-Pro-Lys N-methyltransferase 1. Lineage: Eukaryota; Metazoa; Chordata; Aves; Passeriformes; Passeridae. Gene Ontology annotation, cellular component: cytoplasm. The transcript is spliced from 5 exons. The record is from RefSeq and is a predicted model, not a curated record. Bases 285 to 956 code for a protein of 223 amino acids. Gene Ontology annotation, molecular function: N-terminal protein N-methyltransferase activity.
CGCGGCCCGAGGGAGCGGCGGCACCGGGCACCCCCCGGCACCGCCCGGCACGCCUCUCCACGGGCCGCGGCCGCGAGGGGGGCCGGGAGGGGCCGGCGGAGCUGCCCGGGCCGGAUCCGGGAUAGGGCUGCACCCGGCGGCCCGCGGGGUCCGCAGCGCCGCGGGCCCGGAGCGCGGGGGGGCUCAGCCCCGAUCACAGCGUAGACCAGCUCCUGAGCCAAACUGGAUUUCCACCAGUGACCUGGGAGCAGUGAGUCCCGUGCGGGCGCGUGCCCUCGGCCAGCAUGACCAGCGAGGUGGUGGAGAACGAGUUUGAGUUUUACUCCAAGGCAGAGAAGUACUGGAAGGAUGUGCCCCCCACGGUGGAUGGCAUGUUGGGGGGCUACGGCCACAUCUCCAGCAUCGACAUCAACAGCUCCAGGAAGUUCCUGCAGAGGUUUCUGCGGGAUGGCCCCAACCGGACGGGGACAACCCGUGCUCUGGACUGCGGGGCUGGCAUUGGCCGGAUCACCAAGCGGCUGCUGCUGCCCCUCUUCAAGACAGUGGACAUGGUGGAUGUGACAGAAGACUUCCUCACCAAGGCCAAGAGCUACCUGGGCGAGGAGGGCAGGCGGGUGCGCAACUACUUCUGCUGCGGCCUCCAGGACUUCAGCCCUGAGCCAAACUCCUAUGAUGUCAUCUGGAUCCAGUGGGUCAUCGGACAUCUCACUGACAACCACCUCUCCGACUUCCUGAAGCGCUGCCGUGCCGGCCUGCGGCCCAACGGCAUCGUGGUCAUCAAGGACAACAUGGCCCAGGAGGGUGUGAUCAUGGACGAUGUGGACAGCAGCGUCUGCCGGGACCUGGACGUGGUCCAUAAGAUCAUCCGCAGAGCUGGGCUGCACCUCCUGGCUGAGGAGCGCCAGGAGAACUUUCCUGAUGAGAUCUACCACGUCUACACCUUUGCCAUGAGAUGAGGGCAGCGGGAGAAGGUCUCUCCCGUGUCGUGACUCCCCUUCCAGGGGCUGGUGACAAGGACGGGACUUUGUCUUCCAAGUUGCUGCUGUUUGUGAAAAGAGGUGUUUGCCAAAUACAUUUUCCUGCUGUUGCA